Messenger RNA from Drechmeria coniospora, 1980 nucleotides. RefSeq lists its product as uncharacterized. The transcript has a single exon. The coding region runs from base 1 to 1980 and encodes 659 amino acids. The record is from RefSeq and is a predicted model, not a curated record. Gene Ontology annotation, molecular function: toxin activity. NCBI's taxonomy places the organism in Eukaryota, Fungi, Ascomycota, Sordariomycetes, Hypocreales, Ophiocordycipitaceae.
AUGCGCCCUUUCUCAUCACUGCUCGUCUCCGCGCUGCUGCUCUUUCAGCAAACGAGUUUCGUCUUUGCCGUUCCGCCACCAGCCUCGUCGUCUGGUGGCCUCAAACCUCGCGCAGGACCCGCGGCUGGCCCAAAAUUAGUCUGGGUCGUCACCACUCUCUCCGUCGGCGAUAUCAAGGGGGCCGGGGGGGUUCUCCCUCGUGGUAACACGGGAUGGAGUCUUUGGGCUCAUUACCAUGGAGCAGAGGACAGCGUCUGGGUUUCUGCAACCGCGAGCGAGGAAGCGUCCAGGAUGAUACUUUCCGGCAAAGCACGAACCGUCAUGCUCGUCCACGCAGGGCCGAACUGCAUCUCGGAUCUCGAGACACUAGGCCGGCACGUUCCUGUCGACGCCGAUGCGUAUUCCUUUCUCGGAGGCGUCCGCUCAGGGCAAAUAAUUCGGUACAUGACCAUGUCGAAAAAUAACGAGGUGAUUCGGACCGUCGAAAAUGAGUUCUACACCCCCGGGUUCUACGAACCCUUGCGCGCGUCCGGCGGGCAAUACGGCCUAGCAGGAUUCCCAAUCGACCACGUCGCCUUGACCGAACUCCCAUGGAGCGCCGCCAUUCUGCAAACGGGCCCGGCGGCUCUCAAGCUGUUCAUGGACAGCAUAGCGGAAAGUGUGGGGUGGCACGGCGCAAUGCCAUUGAUUGACAAACCUGGACUCGUCUUCACCGCAGGAGUUAACAUUUUCAAAGACCUUGAAGUGAUUGAAAAGGCCGAAAAUGUUGCCUUGAGAGCCAGCAAGUCAGCAAAAGCCUUUGACCAAUUCGUAACGGCUCAAGACGCGUACAAAUCAGCCGAGUCCAACCUUUGGAGAGUGGCUCGCCUGGUCUCAGAUACCACUUUUCUUUCGAGAGAGUACUAUGAUCGCGCAUGGCAAAUGAUGCUCACGGCGGCAAAGGCCAUGACGAAUAUCCAGUGGGGGGCCAACACGCAGCAGGCGGCGGAGCUGCUGGAAAAAAUCCAUUCCGAUUCCAAGGAGCUGCAAAAGUUGGCAGAAGAGCACGGCAUGGGAGAGAAAGCCACGGGAGAGCGAGCGACUUCGUUGACUUCCAGCGUAAUGACGAAUGUUCAAUCGCUCGAAGAGCUUCUGGACAGGUUGACGGACGAGAAUGAGAAAAAUACCAUGCAAGUGGAAGAGCUGCAAAAAACGCUGCGUUUCGGAAAGGAUUCCCCGCAGGUGCGGAGGCUAAAUGAAGGCAUUCAGUGGCUAGGAAAAUAUCGCGAGGGCAAGGAAAAAGCCAUCGAGCGAGCCGUGGCCAAACAUGAUGCCAUCAUACAGGUUCAGAAUCCGUAUUUGGAAAAGCUCAAGCCAAUGGUUCACGAAGCCAGAGAGGUCGUCAAGGCCAUCGAUGCCGAAGUGCAGAGCAGAGAGACGUUUGCGCGCAACAUGGAGACGCUCAAACACCUAGCACCCGAAGGCUCCUAUGUUCAAACCGGUGCCUUGGUGGCACUGAGUCUGCUGUCGUCCAUCGCCGUCGGAGGCGCCUUGACCUUGGCAUCGUUGAAGCAGGCCGGGGUAACCAUGUUGGGGUCCGGAACCAUGGCGCAGCGCAUCGUUUUAUUGGCUCAUCGAACUUUAACUUCUUCGGCCGACGAAUUUCAGCGACUUGUUCUGAACGAGAUGGGCGUCGCCGUCGAGGAUGUGGCCCCGGACGUCCCGCAGGUGAGAGGAAACACACGUCUCAACCUAGCAGUUGGCCAAGUCGAGCUGGGAGCAGCCUCGCAACAGCUCAGCCCAGAAAGUCCGCAGGCCGAGCUGGCAAAGAGGACCAAGAUUUACAGGUGGCAAGACGACGAUGAAGACGGGAAAAUAGUUUCGCGGGCGGUCUCGCUCGUGAUGGAACAAAUUCUGGCCGAGGCUGGACGUCAUGGGUUCGAACUAGCUCGUCGUGGAAUGGAGUUGGCACAAGCAAAGAAGGGGCACACGAGCGGUUGA